Molecule: messenger RNA, 2010 nt
Organism: Scophthalmus maximus (turbot)
Lineage: Eukaryota; Metazoa; Chordata; Actinopteri; Pleuronectiformes; Scophthalmidae
Gene: acot9.1
Product: acyl-CoA thioesterase 9, tandem duplicate 1
Exons: 16
Coding region: 172-1476 (434 amino acids)
Biological process (GO): acyl-CoA metabolic process
Cellular component (GO): mitochondrion
Molecular function (GO): fatty acyl-CoA hydrolase activity
Source: RefSeq, a predicted model, not a curated record
UCUGCGGUCAGUGGGCGGGGCCUGAACACAACACGGAAGUCUGCCCUCUGUCCUGAUUGCUGUUUUUUCUUUGGACCCGGCUCACGUCGCUCCGCUGUGAAGAGAGACAACCCCCCACCGAGCACUCUUCAACCCGCCUGGACCUCCGACCGUGUCCCUCCGGGCUCCGCGAUGUUUUCCCCGAGGUUCCAGCUGCUCCGGUCGGCCGCGUCCCUGACGACCAGGUCGCUCUGCUCAGGGGGCGUGUCCAAGCACGGCAGAGCGCCGGACAUGGUGGAGGGAAAUCCACUUUUACACGUGUCAAAUGUGCGGAACAGGCUGCGGGAGAUCGUGGGAGCUUCCACUAACUGGAGUGACCACCAGCAGGCCAUGACGGAGCGAGUGUCGCUGUCGUCCAUGUUGGCCGCGUCUCAGCGGGAUCUUCCUGCGAAGGCGAUGAAGGACAGUUACCUGGAGGUUCACCUGCCCCUGGGCUCCGAGCCACAGCUCCGGGAGAAGUACCUGACCUUCCACAACACCGUCAGGUUUGGUAGAAUCCUGGAGGACCUGGACAGUUUAGCAGUCCUCAUAUCUUACUCCCACACCUACAACCCGGCACUGAAGAAGUCUCCCCUGUCGAUCGUCACCGCCCUGGUGGACAAAAUCGACAUGAGGCAGCACGUCAUCUAUCCCGACUGCGACAUCAAGUUCACUGGUCAUGUGACCUGGGUGGGAAAGACGUCUAUCGAAGCCAAGAUGCACAUGUCACAGUACCGUGACGGAGCUUACGCUCCAGUUCUGGAUGCCACUUUUGUCAUGGUGGCCCGGGACCCGGAGAACAAGAGGGCGGCGUUCGUAAAUCCACUGAAGCCCGACGGACCAGAGGAGGAAAACAUUUUCCAGCAAGGAGAAGAUAAUAAAUUCCGCCGCGUGGAGCUGAGCACGGCGUCGCUGCUGAAGGUCGCUCCCACAGACGAGGAGAGGAAGAUCGUGCACGGUCUCUUCCUCAACACCCUGGAUACACAGACGGUCAGUUUCAGCAGCAGAGUUCUUCCUCCGAACUCGGUGUGGAUGGAGAACGCCAAACUGAAAGGACUGGAGAUCUGCCACCCUCAGGAGAGGAACAUCUUCAACCGAAUAUUUGGAGGUUUCCUGAUGAGGAAAGCCUACGAGCUGGGCUGGGCCAACGCCUGCUCCUUCGGAGGAUGCCGACCAAGGCUGGUGGCUGUGGACGACAUCAUGUUCCAGAAACCCGUGGAGAUCGGCUCCUUGCUGCUGCUCUCAUCACAGGUGUGCUUCACACAGGGGAAGUACAUCCAGGUCAGAGUUCACAGCGAGGUGUUCGACCCGAUGACCCAAAAGCACAACACCACCAACGUCUUCCACUACACCUUCGUUUCAGAUCGCGACGUCCCCAGCAUCAUCCCAAAGACAUAUGGAGAGUCGAUGUUGUACCUGGACGGAAAGAGACACUUUAACCAAACGGUGGAGAGCUGAGCGAAUCAGAUGUCUCCAUCCUGCCAACGCCCCUCAGCGUCUGUCUGACCAGCAAGGUCCAAGAGUGGUGUGUGUGUGUAUGUGCAUCAUUUUUACAGUUUAUCACGCCUUCCUCAUUUAUUUUUCACGACCCCCAUGGCGACUUUGUUUGAUUCCUGUUACAUUAUUUGUCUUGGUGGUUUACAGUUGUUUUCUUUUUUUAAAGUCUUUUUGUAUAACAGUUGUCCCCAGAGUUAAAAAAUACCAAGUGGUUUGUUUCACUACAUUUUAUUUGUUUACAGCAUCUGAUCAGUCACUUCCUCCUGACCUCCUUUCACCUCAUGUGUGCUUCACUGUGGCUUUACAUCCCAGUGUGUUACAUUUUUAUAUUCCUCUUGUUGCUGACUGUACAAAACUCAUUUACUGUGCUUAAAAAAAAUAUUGAAUGGGAAGCUUUAUCCUGAACGUGUCAGACGGCUGCGAAAAGGAAUGUUGGUGUCAUAUUUUUGGCCUUAUGUUACUCAAAUGCAAUAAAUAAAUUCUUAUUUAUCAGUU